UACCCAAUAGACCACAACAUUCAGAUUAACAUAGAGUUCACUCUCUGCUCAUGAUAUUUCAUAGAACAAUACCUUCGGUGAAAGUAUCUUUAUUAGUCCUCUUUCCCAAUCGUUCAUUUACUCCAGUACCUAUCAUGUCUCUCAAACGCAAAGCCACCACAAAUCCUACAAAUGAUGCGAAAAAGCCUAAAGCAAACGGAUCAAUUACCUCAUUCUUUGGUCCACCCAAGACCGUUUCUUCGACUACUAAAGUCACUGGUACCUCGACGGAUACUAUUGCGUCAGCUCCAGCAACAUUCAAAUUUAAUAAGGAGAAAUGGGUAGCUACAUUGACAGAAGAACAGAAAGAUCUGUUGAAAUUGGAGAUUGAGACACUUCAUGAGAGCUGGCUGGCAGUGUUAAAAGAUGAGAUUAUAGGAAAAGAAUUUCUGGAAUUGAAGAAGUUUUUGAAGAAGGAAUUAGAAGGCAAAGAUAAGAUAUUUCCUCCCAUGGAGGAUGUUUAUUCUUGGUAUUUACAUCUGUUCCUUUAUGCAAUCUUUAUCUCUGCAUCAUUUACAUAUUUCUAUUGAACCUGGAUGACAGGUAACUAAUCAUAGCGAAUAAAUAGGUCAAGGCAUACACCUUUCAACACCGUCAAAGCCGUAAUCAUCGGCCAAGAUCCAUAUCAUAACUUCAACCAAGCUCAUGGUCUCUGUUUCUCCGUCCGCGCUCCUACACCGGCUCCGCCGUCCCUCAAAAAUAUCUUCAAGGCUCUCGCAAAAGACUAUCCAGACUUCAAACCCCCUCCGAAUAACGGUGGUCUCCUCACCCCAUGGGCAGACCGUGGUAUUCUUCUCUUAAAUACCUGUCUUACUGUUCGAGCCCACCAAGCCAAUUCCCACGCAAACCAUGGCUGGGAGAAAUUUACCCAGAAAGUCAUAGAUACAGUUGCUCUGAAAAGAACAAAAGGAGUGGUGUUUUUAGCAUGGGGAAGUCCUGCAGGGAAAAGAGUCGCAAAGGUGGAUAAAAAUAAACAUUGUGUUUUAUUGAGUGUACAUCCUAGUCCGUUGAGCGCGAGCAGAGGAUUCUUUGAAUGCCAACAUUUCAAGAAGACGAAUCAAUGGCUAAAAGAGAGGCAUGGAGAGGAUGCAGAGAUUGAUUGGAGUUUAGAUAUACCUGCUGUGGAAGCCGGUGUUUAGAAUGCUGUAAGCUUUUGUGCGAGACGAUGAUUCGGUGGGUAAUCUGGUUCUCGGUUGGUGUAGAAAAAGCUCUUGUUUCCAAAGGAUCAUUGUUCAAAAGAGAGUUGGGAAUCAUGAAUUGGGUACUGAAAAAUUAGGGGCCUAUAAUAACGGAGUCUCCUUGGUUAUGUGGGUUCAAUUCGUCUUUUAAUGAUAAAGGCCUUUGUUCAAACAGGUUCAAAUAUUGAGAAAAUCGGAAUAACUGGUCCAUCUCAAUGUCAAGCAACUAAAGGUCGUACAUAUUAUGCUGUAUUAUAGAGAAUGUUACGAUCAUCUGCCUUUAACCCCAUGAGGGACU
Sclerotinia trifoliorum is the source of this 1515-nucleotide messenger RNA. NCBI's taxonomy places the organism in Eukaryota, Fungi, Ascomycota, Leotiomycetes, Helotiales, Sclerotiniaceae. The record is from the annotation of a GenBank genome assembly.